This is a messenger RNA of Prorocentrum cordatum, 789 nucleotides long. The record is from the annotation of a GenBank genome assembly. NCBI's taxonomy places the organism in Eukaryota, Dinophyceae, Prorocentrales, Prorocentraceae.
AUGAUCAGAUCGCUAUGCGAUGCGGCCUCCCGCGCGGUGGGCGUGGAGCAGGCCGAGGCCAAGGGCUGGACCAGCAGCUUGAACGAGCCCGGCCCGUUCAAGCUGAGGCGGAUCGUCAGAGUCCACAGGAACUCGGUGCAAGGUGUGGCCGUCUCUGGGGGCACCUUCGCCACGGCGUCUUCGGACGGCACCGUCAAGAUGUACAACCUGCAGCAGGACAAGGUCGUAAAGACUUUCGGCGAGGCCGAGUGCCGAUGGGCGAACAAGACGAGUGCCCCCUCGGCCAGCACCCUCAUCCAUUCGCCUCGGGCGAGCCCAAGGCCUUCCUCGGUGCUCGGGUCGGGUGUCCUGGCGCCCGGGAAACCGCUCGCGGGGCUGGUGCUGGAGAAGCCGCAGGAGCCGAUGCCGAAGAUGAGCUCGCUUCGCUCAGUGGCCAUCUGCGAGAUUCCCGGCAUGGACCUCCUCGCGUGUGGGUGCCUGCAGGGCUCCGUGCACGUGUGGAACCACCAGCGGAAGGAGAGGGUCCUGCAGCUCAGAGGCCACACCAAGGGCGUGAACACCCUCGCUUUCCACCUGUCCCAGCGGCUGCUCUGUAGCGGCUCGGACGACCAAACGGCCAGGAUCUGGGACAUGGCCAACCUCGAUGGCACCCCGCUCAGACUGCUGAAGGGCCACGACAAAGGGGUGCAAGGCGUAUCUUUCCUCGGGAUUUCUAUGGAGUAUCCAGCUCCACUGGCUCCCUCGACGCCGUCGCGCGGAUCUACGACCUGCGCGACGAGAGCCUGGUGA